Cylicocyclus nassatus is the source of this 1627-nucleotide messenger RNA. The record is from the annotation of a GenBank genome assembly. NCBI's taxonomy places the organism in Eukaryota, Metazoa, Nematoda, Chromadorea, Rhabditida, Strongylidae.
AUGUCAGUCUGGGUCGCGCUUCUACUAUUCUAUCAAUAUUCACAGAUUUCAUACGCUCAGUCAGAAGAUCCAAGAAACGCUGGAAUCUAUAUUCGAAUCAACCAAAAUGCCGUGGAUUACCUAUCGGAUCUUGCCAGUGAUGCAUUCCCUCAAAUCUUGAAUAAUAUGCAUAUACCCGACAUCAAAAUCAGCGCCGCUGAAAUUACAAAAAUCCACAUCAACAGAGUCGAAAGACCGGAGAUUGACGCAAAAUUCAUUGCCAAUAAGGGAGUACAGGCAAAUGUUAGCCUACCUUUUCUACGAACCAGUGCUGACUGUACCGUGAACGCAUUUUUUCCAAUUGAUGGAAGCUUCAUUGUCGAGCUGCAUAACUUCACCAUCGACUUGGAACUGCACUUCACAAGAAAUGAAACACUUGGAACAAAUGUGAUAGAGGUUCCUCACUGUGAAACAACACAUUCUGAUGUCAAGAUAUUGCUCGAAGAAGAUUCCCUCUUAGUUCUUAUCCAUGGCAUGCUGCAAACUGCUAUUUCUAAUGCAGUCAAAACGAAGAUUUGCGAGACUAUUCUGGAUGCUGUCAAGUUCGUCGAAGCGCAAGAUAUACAGUCUCUAUCUGCAAGUAAUUUUACCUCCACAACCCCAGCACUUCCAUUAGCAGAGGAAGUGUUCAAUCCAGCAGAAUUUGGUGCAAGUUUGUGUGAGCUGGAAAAAAUUGGACCAGAUACAGAACCCGAGGUUGAAACUACUGACAGUGCCCCCAGCCCAUGGGAUGCCAACUUGGACGUCGUCUAUCCGCCAAGAUUCAGUGAUGAGGAGGUAGUGUUCGGUGUAGAUGGUGGAGUACUGUACAAUGGCAUAGCCGCUGAGAACGUUGAUUUUCCAACACUUCUCAAUGUCAGCGUACUCAGGGAGAAGAUGGUUGGAAUUCUGCUAUCCGAUUCUAUUCCAAACACCCUAUUCUCACAUAUUUUUACAAAUGGCAUGGGCAAUGUCCAUCACAGAUUCGAGCCACGGCACCUUCCGAAAGCGGUGCGAAAACUCGCAAACAUGAUGUGCUCCAAAUGUUACCUUGACAUAACGGCUAAUCUCACUGAACAGCCCCGAGUCGAAAUCGAUGCCAAGCAGGGUGCUCGAGUAGAAUUGGCCGGAAAUAUUUUGAUUCAAUUCCGAGGAAGAGAGGAUUUGCAUAAUCUGAUCUAUGCCAGUACGAAACUGCAUGUUACGCUGAAACCAACAGUUCGACAUUCACGUCUCUACGCUGAUGUAGCGCUCACUCAAGUCGACGUAAAAGUCUUCGAUCUGGCUGUUGGCGGUGUACUGGCCAGACCAAUUGAGAAGAUUGUCUCCUUGAUAGUGCCAAGAGUGUUGUGGCCACAGGUCAAGAAGCGAUUGCGAUUUGCACUGAAUAAACGAGGCAUCCAACUACCCGUAAUGUGUGGUGUCGAGCUACAGGACUUGGACCUUUCAUACAUUGACCAUGCAAUGGUUGUCAACACCAAUUUCAUAUUUGAUUUGCCAUUGUUUGUGAGGAAGUUCAAAAUUUAUCUCGUCAAAAAAGCACAGCUGUCGAAAAGCAUCCCUACUUAUGUUGAACUGUGAAGGAAUUGUUAUCGUGUGAAAUGAAGAG